AUCUUAGUAGGAGUAAGAGAAAUUCCAACAAGUCUUCUGGUUUUCUCUCGUCUGGUGAGGGAAAAUAAAGUUAAGAAGAAGAUUGAAAUGAUUCUGUUUUCAGGAACAAUGGUAUCCUUACCACAAUUCCUCUCAUUUUCUAUUCCUUUUUCUUUGAGCACAAAUUUUACUAUAAAAACUCCUCACCGCAGUGCAGUAUCAAACUGCAAGUGUGCUUCAUUUAAUAUAAAGGCAAUCAAUUCAAGAACCAGAGUAGUCCGUUCAAAAAGGGUUUAUGAAAAAUCCGUUAAAGGAAAAUGGGAAGAACCUCUUGAUGGAGAAGAUAGUAGUGAUGACGAAGAACAAGAUGAUUGGAGUGAAGUACCAGAAGAAAUUGAAGAAGAUGACGAGGAAGAAAGACAAGUUUCAGUUUCUGUAAGUAGUGGGAAGUCUUUUACCAAAGCUCAGUCUGAUGAAGACUUCAUCAGAGAAGUUGAAUUACUUUUGGGUCCAGAAGAAAGGGCAAUCUUGGAACAAAAUGAAGCUCCUGAUCUUACUAAAAUAUCAACUAAAAAGUGGAGACCACUGCAUAGUCUUGCAUUAUCAAGUCAGAAUUAUUUUAUGGAUAAACUUCUUGGACAUGGUGUAGAUAUUGACGGUAUUGAUAAGGAUGGUUUCACUGCUCUUCACAAGGCAGUUAUUGGUAAAAAAGAGCCUGUUAUCAGUCAUCUUUUAAGAAAAGGCGCAAAUCCUCAUGCUACAGACAGGGAUGGUGCAACCGCGCUUCAUUAUGCAGUUCAAGUUGGUGCAGUCCUUACUGUGAAACUGUUGAUUAAGUAUAAAGUUGAUGUAAAUGUUGCAGAUAAUGAAGGUUGGACUCCACUGCAUGUUGCUGUACAGGCUAGAUCUAGAGUUAUAGCAAAAAUUUUGUUGGUUAAUGGUGCGGAUAAGACAAGAAAAACUAAGGAUGGGAAGACACCUCUUGAUCUAAGCUUAUGUUACGGAAAAGAUUUCAAGUCAUACGAGCUCGCUAAGCUUUUGAAGGUCAUGGGAGAGAAUUGAGAUACAUGGAGCUGUACAAUGACAAGUGCGCCAGAUUAUGAAUCUCUUCUCUAGCUUCAAAUGGGUUAACAAGGAAAUUGACAGUUGUCGAUUCUUUAAGAAAAUGCAGAAGAGAUGAGUCGGCCUUUAUGGACAUGGGGUUCCUUAGAAACUAGUUGAAAUCUUUUAUCCUCUCAACACCUGGAGCUCAAGAGAAACGGGUUUUGCAGUGAAGAAAUGCCUAUUAGUUAUAGGACAUCUUUAAAUCUCUAUUUCAGUUUACUUACAUAUAUAUGGUCAUACCAAGAACGCGAUGUAGUCUCUAUGGAUUUAUAAAGUAGCAAGUCAUAUGUAUAAAGACUUUCUCGUUUUAGAGUUCAAAUUUUACUUUCUGUA
This is a messenger RNA of Papaver somniferum (opium poppy), 1416 nucleotides long. Its product is annotated as ankyrin repeat domain-containing protein EMB506, chloroplastic-like. Gene Ontology annotation, molecular function: protein binding; chloroplast targeting sequence receptor activity. Gene Ontology annotation, cellular component: chloroplast outer membrane. Gene Ontology annotation, biological process: protein targeting to chloroplast. The coding region runs from base 88 to 1041 and encodes 317 amino acids. The record is from RefSeq and is a predicted model, not a curated record. Lineage: Eukaryota; Viridiplantae; Streptophyta; Magnoliopsida; Ranunculales; Papaveraceae. The transcript has 7 exons.